AUAGUCCGUGAGUGAGAUCAUAUCCCGAUUUAAGAACAAUUCACUUCUUGAGAUGUGUAUUAAACGUAGUAAACAGGUCAGGGCGCAAACUCAGAAAGCCAGGUGCGGGCGCUCUCGUGGACGCCAAACCACAUGACACGAGCAACAUCUGAUCGCGGAAGUGCGACUUUUUUGGACCGUGGAAAAGGGGGUUAGUCUGGGGGGAGGAAAGGAAGGCAGAGCUAUAAGAAAAAUUCGUGACAUUGCUCGACGUUUAAAUGAGCCUGGCGAGACAGGGCGGUUUGUCCAUAUCCGGACCGUCUUUGUUCCUCAAAUGUGAUAAUUUAAAAAGUUGAUCUAAAAGUGCUUUAGGAGAGAGCGGGACCGGAAUCGAGAGGCCGAGAGGAAGCGAGUGGCCGGUGUGAUGAUGAAGCGAUCAAUGGACAGAAAGGAAAAAAAGACUAUAAAAGAAAAGAGAAGACAAGUUAUUGAUUGUGAUAGAGAGACGUGGGGAGACUUAAACAGAAUAUAAGGACACUAAGACGGUGAACAGUCAUCAUGGAGCUCGUCCCCAAAACCAAAUAUACACCCUUCAGGAGCGACUCCUUCAGCUCGACAGACGAGACGACGUCCAAUCCUUCUCUUCCUUCUUCCGCUCCUCUCACUCCUCUCACUCCCACUGGCAUCCCUCCUUCUCUCUCAUCCUCCUCCCUCACCCCCAUCCUCCCUCCUUCCUCUCCACGGCAGGCUGAGAAUAGCCCCACCACCCUCUGUUCCUUCUUUCCCAGGAUGGGAGCCCUGCGGCUGGGUGUCUCUACCACUCUGCUCCCUGGCCUGAAGGCCUCUAGCAGGCCAGCAGGUGCGGCGGGCGGUCAGGGAGGUUUGGGUGAAUCUCCCGAAGACGCCGGUACCGCCGCCGCCAGUUGUUCUCCUCCUGUCCUUUCUCUAACAGCCCCGUCUCCUCCUCCUCGUCCCCCACAGGAUAUGAACCGGCUGGGCGGGGCCUCGCGGAGGGCCCGUGUGGAAGGGGGCCAGCUCGGCGGAGAUGAAUGGACGCGGCACGGCUCCUUCGUCAACAAGCCUACGCGAGGUUGGCUGCACUUGGACAGUGUUGUCAGCACCACUGGGGUCUCCUACACUGUCAGGUAUAUGGGCUGUGUGGAAGUGCUGCAGUCUAUGAGAGCACUGGACUUCAACACCAGAACUCAGGUUACCAGAGAGGCAAUAGCUGUCGUGUGUGAGGCAGUGCCAGGUGCCAAAGGAGCUCAACGCAGAAGAAAGCCCACCAUCCGAUGUCUCUCCUCAAUCUUGGGGAAGAGCAAUCUUCAGUUUGCUGGAAUGCCCAUCAGCCUCACCGUGUCGACCAGCAGCUUGAAUCUUCUGGCAGUUGACUGCAAACAGAUUAUCGCCAACCAUCACAUGCAGUCCAUCUCUUUUGCAUCAGGAGGAGACCCAGAUACAGCGGAGUACGUAGCCUAUGUCGCCAAAGACCCUGUCAAUCAGAGAGCGUGUCACAUCCUGGAGUGUUCCGAGGGCUUGGCUCAGGAGGUCAUUAGCACCAUCGGUCAGGCUUUUGAGCUGCGGUUUAAACAGUACCUGAAAAACCCCCCUAAACUAGUCACCCCUCAUGACCGGAUGGCUCCAUUCGAUGGGUCAGCUUGGGAGGAAGAGGAAGAAGACCUGGCUCCACCCCCAGACGUUCCGUAUUAUAAUAACUUUCCCGGCAAACAGCCUCCUCCUGGAGGUUUGAUUGACAUGAGGACCCGACCUGGCAACAACACAGGAUCCACACUGCCGUAUGGACAGCCCAGCCAGAACGAGAUUCACAAGCAGCCAUUACCUCCUUUACCCGCGGGUGUCAAGGAAGGAGGCUUGUUUGAUGACCCUUCGUACGUUAAUGUGGAUAAGCCCCGUCCUCCAGCAUUGGGAGCAGCCAAUGGAAAUGCUCACCGAGAUGCAUUUGAUAUGAAACCAUUUGAUGAUGCUUUAGGGGUGUCAGGUGCAGUGGCGCCCCCUCUGGCAGAGCAACUGCAGAAUGAGCCCUGGUUCCAUGGGCCUCUAAGUCGGAGACAGGCCGAAAGGCUUUUGACCAAGGAUGGAGACUUCCUGGUGCGGGAGUCAGGCACCACACCAGGCCAGUACGUCCUUACUGGACAGCAAGGCGGUCAACCCAAACACCUGCUUCUAGUGGAUCCAGAAGGCGUGGUACGCACCAAAGAUCACCGCUUCGAGAGCGUUAGUCACUUGAUUAGUUAUCACAUGGACAACAGGCUACCAAUCAUCUCAGCAGGAAGUGAGGUGUGUCUGCAGCAGCCAGUUGAGCGCCGAAUUUGAGAGAAACUUGAUUUCUUCUCCACCUUGCUUAGAGAGAAACCAUCUUUGUUUCCCGACUUUUUUUAAAGAACUGUUUUUUCAGCUGGGAGUAUAAGCUAUUUAUAGCAAAGUCAUAGAAGAAAAGAAACACAUGAAUUUUACUGCAUCAACUUCGAACCAUGACAUUUUAAAGCGAUGCAAUCAUUAUACUCAAAGACUUACAAACAAAAUAAGGGUGAGAUGUCUAAAAAAGAAAAUUAACCAGUAAUAGAUGUGACAUCACAUCCUCAACAUAAUAUCAUGUCUUUAAAACAGAGGUGCACCUGUAACCAUGGCAACAGACUUGUGCAUUCAUGGAGUCUAGAGAUGAUGUACUAAAAUCACAGUACCUUUGUAGCACUAAAAAAAAUCACAUCGGAUGCAGUGGAUAAAAUCCAAAGACUUGAGACUGCUUCAUAUAGAUGAUUAGUUUAGAUUUUGAAGUUGCAUUCGAUUUGGGAAUCCUUGCAUUGUUGGGUGAAUAUGCAAAAUCUUUAAGACAAUACAAAGCUCACUCUACACUUACAGACCUAACGCCUCUGUUUCGCCAUUAAACGAAUAUGGAAUAUUACUUUGGAAGAGCUCCCGACAGGGAAUAACGCUUCGAGUUGCCUCUUAUUCUCACUCUGAAAAUGCCCUUUACAGAAUCCUGAUGUGAUCCUGGCAACGAUUAGGAAUUUUGGCCAUUUGGGAACACCCCUGAACGUAUGUGAAAGCUUUAGCAGCAUGCACAGGUGCUGUGUGGAAUUUUCCUUAUGCAAACAAGCAGAAGCUGGGAGGGACUUAUCCCAGGCUUUGUAAGGUAUAUUGCAGAUAUACUUGAUUACUUUUUAAAGGGAUGUUCCUUCUCCCCUUAACAUCAUCCUGAGAAAAAGGAGAGAAUGAACCAUAAAGUGCACUCAGUGGAUGUGGAUAUAAGUAUAUAAUCUACCAAGGAAAAUGGGCUGAACUGUAAAGAUUGAGGAAGACUUGUUGUACACUGAGUAUGAUGACAGAUGAAAGAGAUUUGUAUUUAAGCCUUCUUAUGAUGUCAUUUUAACCAAGAAUUUGAAUAUUUGUUGCAACGAUGUCAUUUCUUGAAGAGCAGACGUCAUCAUUAGUUUUAUUCUUCGUGCAUUGGAAAAAUGAGAGCAGAGACUAUAUUUUUUUCUCGACUUUUCUUGUGGCUGUUUCUUCUCUGUUCGCAUUGACAAUCGAUCUUCGUGUGUAUUGAAGUAUCUGUAGAUUCUGUACAAGCCUUUAGUCACAAGACAAAUUAAAAAAUAUGUGUGUUCUGGACAUGCUUCAAACAUUCACCAUGAUCACAUUGUCAUUCGGCUGCAUUUGAAUAUUGCAUAUUUUGGGUGUGGCAGAAUUGCUUGACUUUACUUGCCUGUCAAACUAUGGAUGCCUUCAUCUUGUAGAAAAUAAGCACUCCAAAUGAUUUCUGAUGGUUGUAGCGCUUUCGCAGCCACAAAGGACGGUUUCUGUAAAACCACAACCAGUAAGAGGAAGGACACAGUUUUUCCUUUAUUUGUUUUUUCCGAUUAUUUUUAUUUGUUCUGGAUUGUGCCUUUUCACUUAACUCAGACACAUAAAUCUAACAAAGUUCGCCUUUUCUAGAUCUACAGUAUGGACCUGACACUUUUUUUUUCUUAAACAACUGAUAAAAAAUCUGCAAAAAUGACACGUUGAGGUUUAAUACACAUUUGGGGAAACCAUCUUAAUUUUCCCUCUGCACGCUCUUUGCCUUGCUGUUAUAAUGUUCUCUUAGUUUAGUGCUGAUCUGUGGUUUAAAUAAAACUUCUUAGUAUCAAGUUAAGUCACUUAAGUAAACUGUUUCUCAUUGGUGACACUGGUGGAAAGCAAUGCUUAACACCACAUAAAACAACUUGUAAAUAAGCUUUACAUAUGCUGAUAGCUAUGUAGUUUAUGUCUGUAAGUAUAUUGUCAUUCACAGUGUAAAUCUGUCUAAUGAAUCUGUAGGGAGUUAGCAGAUUUAUAGUGGAUUGUACUGGGUCACGCAUCAUGAAGAUAACAGAAAACAUAGGUGUAGGAUUUCACAAUGUCAACAGUAACCACACUGUAAUCAUAAUAGUUUUUUCACACAGCUGCCACAAGUCUAUAGAAAUGAUGAGGUUGUGCUUAGUCACAUAUACAAAGACCCUUAACAGUCCAUAUGAGGAUGCUUUAUAAAUCUGAAAAUAAUACCUGAUGGCUUUAUUUUAUGUGAUCAGCCCUCACUUUAAUUUGAAUUUUAGCCUUUAAAUGUAUGCUUAUAGCAUAUAAAGAAUGGUUAGAUUUUCUGUUUGAUGUGCUGAUGGUAAGACUAUUGAACUGGUCAGUUAUUUUUCUAUUAGGUAUGUUUAUGAGAGUAUUUGUGUAUGAAAAUAUACUGUAUGUAUGGAGGGCUGAAACAUCUUCAAUUAUUGGGCUUUUGUGGCUCUUGCUUUUGCUCACCACCAAACUGUUUCUCAUUUUCAUAUUUCACAGCGGCCUUUUGUUGCAUGGAAUCACUUCCUGUUAUUGUGGUAAUGGUGACUUUUGUGCUGUGAUUGGUUGUUUGCUAUUUUUAAGCCAAAGGCUUUUUUCUUGUUUCUAUAAAUAUAAAGUUUUUUUACAUGUUUUUGAUUGUUUAAUAAUAAUUUUUUGUUGAUGUUCUUUGGGAAAAAAACAUAAAUGUUUACACCUGUAUUUCAAACAAUAGAUUAUAUAAAUACAUAUAUCAUUCA
Molecule: messenger RNA, 5042 nt
Organism: Paramisgurnus dabryanus
Lineage: Eukaryota; Metazoa; Chordata; Actinopteri; Cypriniformes; Cobitidae
Gene: shc1
Product: SHC (Src homology 2 domain containing) transforming protein 1
Biological process (GO): intracellular signal transduction; cell surface receptor protein tyrosine kinase signaling pathway
Cellular component (GO): plasma membrane
Molecular function (GO): receptor tyrosine kinase binding
Source: RefSeq, a predicted model, not a curated record